This is a messenger RNA of Micropterus salmoides (largemouth bass), 3528 nucleotides long. Its product is annotated as oocyte zinc finger protein XlCOF6-like. The record is from RefSeq and is a predicted model, not a curated record. Bases 179 to 2602 code for a protein of 807 amino acids. Gene Ontology annotation, cellular component: nucleus. The transcript has 4 exons. Lineage: Eukaryota; Metazoa; Chordata; Actinopteri; Centrarchiformes; Centrarchidae.
GCUUUUAAGGAACGCACAGGCCGCCAUGUAGGACAGCGAGCGUUACUUUCAUACGGAAGAAAGACAGUUGCUCUGUUCAAAGUCCAGCUGACUCUGAUUUAAGUUACAAUUUUGGUUUAAACAAUGAGCCACGAACUGGCAGAGAAAGCGGGCUGAGUAAUUAAACUGACGAAGAAAAAUGGAGGCGAGGUUCGGCACCGAAGUGGCGUCGAUCGUGGAAGUCGCCAUCCAGGCGACCGUGUCUGUUUUCAGGGAUGUCUUGGCGACAGAGGCGCCAAACACGGCGUGGGAAGAGGCGAAGCUCGGUGAAGUCCAGGAGAUAGAGAAGUGUCUGGUGGUUCAGAUCCACAAAGUGUUCGCCGAGUUCUCCUCGGAGCUGUUCGAGGAGAACGAGGCUCUGCGGGCCAAAGUGGAGCAGCUGGAGGACGUGCUGCAGAGGAAAGCCGGGCAGCUGGAGCAGGAGCUGGAGGCCAGAGUGGGUCAGCUGGGCAGAGAGAUGGAGCAGCUGGAGAAGGAGCUGAAGAGCAUCAGUGAAGGCAGCAACAAGACACAGGGAGGCCCGACCCACGGCUCACUGAUGGGAGCACCAGUGUUGUCGGUCUCCACCAGUCCUGCUGCGAAGGAAUCUACCUCGAACCCUCCUCUGGUUUCAGCAGGAAGCUCUGAAGCUUUUCCCAGCUCCACCGCCGUAUCUGCUACUGUCCCUCAACCUGCAGUAGCCCCGAUGUUGUUUGUUGGCAGAGUCAGCGGCCCUCCCACCGUGCUGUUGGUUUCCAGCCAAGUUGUCACCCAGCCCCCCACGCCAUCGACGGCUGUCUCCGAAACGAUGGAAACAACACAGUGCAUCCUUUCACCAGCAGCCUCGCCGGGGUCAACACCUCAAGACGUCCCCAGUCCAGACUCCAGCACUGUCAGUGGUGUCGACUAUGCACAGGAAAAGAAAUCUGUCGAAGAGGCACCUUUAAGGAGAACGAGGAGGAUGAGGAGACCAACUUAUAAAACUGAAGAAGUUUCCACUGACAACAGCACCGAAGAGAAAAAGAUCAAGCCAGGUGGAGUGCAGGGAAGACGUCUGAAAAGGACAGAGUUGCGGACAGUGAAGCAGUUCUCCUGUGAGCUUUGUGAUGUCAGUUUUCAUUGGAAAAGUGAUUUGAAGAAGCACAUGAAGGUCCACAAUAAGCCUUUUCCUUGUGAGCAGUGUGGCAGAAGUUUCCUUGAAAAGAAGUCUCUGGAAAAUCACCUUUUGCGUCACGAGGCAAGUAAAGCACCCUUGCCCUUCCCAUGUCCUCGGUGUAAAAGAUCGUACCGAAAAGAACUGUCGCUUCAAAAUCACCUCAAGCGUCACCAGCUGUUGAAACCACCAAAGCCGUUUACCUGCGAUCAGUGUGGGAAGACAUUCAGAAUCCAGCAGUCUCUGGAAAACCACCUGUUACGCCACGAGAAGUGGAAGCAAAUGUUGAAGUGCCAGCAUUGCGACAAGACUUUCAAGACGUCUGUCCAUUUGAAAUGUCACAUGGCCGUACACUCGGAAGAAAGACCGUUUAGCUGUGCAACAUGUGGGAAGGAAUUCAAGAGUAAAGACACCCUUCGCUUUCAUCAGAUGGUUCACACGAAUACCAAAAAAUACAAAUGCACAAUGUGCGACGAGACUUUCAAGUAUGCUCACUCCCUGACUGUGCAUAAGAGGAAACACACGGGCAUCACGCCGUUCAUAUGCACUGUGUGCAACAGGUCGUACAGGACCGGCACUGCUCUGAAGAGACACAGUGUCGUCCACACUGGGGAGAAACCGUUCACAUGUCACAUAUGUGGAGCGAGGUUCAGCCUGAACAACAACCUCAAGAGGCACCUUCGCAUUCACACAGGAGAGAAGCCGUUCAACUGCCAAGAGUGUGGAAAGAGUUUCUCAGACAACAACAAGCUGAAGUCCCACAUGCUCAUCCACGGUGCCAGAAAACCUUUCAUGUGUGAUCUGUGCGGGAAGACCUUCCUCUUCAACUGCAGGCUGCUGAUACACCAGAGGUACGUGCAUGCUGACAGGAACGAGGAAACAGACGGCUCACAAAGAUUUUUACAGACUAGAAGGCAAAACAAGUCUGAAAAACCGUUCAGUUGCAAAAUAUGUCUGAAAGGCUUCAGCGCCGCAGGUUCCCUCAAACUUCAUGAAAGAGGCCACAGUGAGCACAAGGAGUUCAACUGCAACAUAUGUGGGAAGUCUUUCCAUAACAAAUACUCUUACAGCUAUCAUCAAAGAAGCCACACGGGGGAGAAGCCUUUUGUUUGUGAUGUGUGCGGGAAGAGAUUCUUCCAUGCCGGUAGUCUGAAGCAGCACGAGCGGAUUCACACUGGUGAAAAACCGUACAAGUGCGACCAGUGCGGCAAGGCCUUCAGAACGGACGGAAACUUCUACAGACACUUGCGGAUCCACAGUGGUGAUAAGCAGUUUGAAUGUUUGUACUGUCACAAGAAGUUCCAUCAGUCAAAUCAGCUGAAGUCCCACAUGCAGGUCCACACCGGGCAGAAGCUCUACUCGUGUCAGCAGUGUGGCCGGGGCUUCUCCGAUUCAAGGCAGCUCAAGAAGCACAGCUGUGACGGCUCAUAGGUGAUGCACGUUGUACGCCAGAAAGCCCAAAUAGCCCUGUUUGUUUGUGUUAAGGGAAACAAAAAUUAUCUUGUGUCUGGCUCUGUGGUUAAAAAAAUAAAAAUAAAACAAACAUUGCAAUGCUGGACAAGAGUGACACUGAUAAAAAAUAAUCGGUUUAUGAGACCUGGAACAGCAAAUAAGGUCAGUUAUUGCGAUCAUUAAGUACAAACGAUUUGCUCGUGGCAAAGAGAUGCUUGUCUUCUGAUAGCUUUUCUUUUGGCUGUCAACUAAGGAGUUUCAACUCUUGAGGGCUCUGAUAACUCACUUGUAAUUCCUCUUGAAAUGCUAGAGUUGAGGUGGGUUGAUCAAAAGCAAUGAACAUAUUAAUAGUAACAAUAGUCGCAGGUCUAAUCUCAUUCUGAGUAUUCACAGUAGAGGUUAGCAGCAUUGUUUGUGGCAUUUAGAGUAUGUUUUUUCUUUUUGUUUCAAUAACCUCUGCUUUUAAAAACAUUGGAAACACAGAUACUACUGUUUUAGCUUUAUAAAACAUUGAGGCCAUUUAAACAUGGCAAAGCGGAGUUGAGGUAAGAUACCUCUAAAUGUUUUUUAAGAUAACAAAAUGCAGCAACGGUGCCUGCUUCAUGUUUUCAAGGUAUAAAUUAGGACUAAAAAUAACUCCGUUCACCAGCUGAGUUAAUAUUAAAGUGAAGAUUGCUGUCAUUUUUGAAUAGCAUUUCUUUUUGUUGUUGUUGUUGUUAUUUUGAAAGAUUUAUUUUACCAUUUUGUAUUAAUUUAUGUUUUGUGAAUUCCUAAUAACCCGAUAUAAUGUAAAUUAACACGUAAUUCUUUUCAAACAUAAAAACAUUUCAUUGCAAAAUUACUGUGUUUUAUCUGCAUUAUGUGUUUUCGUUCGUUAUUGGGAUUAAAGGAUAUUUGCAAUCGAA